Messenger RNA from Drosophila guanche, 1077 nucleotides. RefSeq lists its product as uncharacterized. The coding region runs from base 82 to 888 and encodes 268 amino acids. The record is from RefSeq and is a predicted model, not a curated record. Lineage: Eukaryota; Metazoa; Arthropoda; Insecta; Diptera; Drosophilidae. The transcript is spliced from 3 exons.
GCUCAGCAGCAGCCAGCAUCAGACUCAGCCUCAGCCUCAGCCUCAGCUACAGCAAGGAUUAAGGAUUAAAGUUCAAGGAAAAUGAAAGUGUUUGCCAUCGCUUGUGUUACCUUGUUGGCGGCUGCCAGCUGCGCCUGGGCCGCUCCCAGUGUCCAAGAUAAUAGAAUCGAAAGUGAUAACACGCUCGGCAGGGCCGCCCGCUACUUGGGCGCCUGCUUGGAGAGCGAUGACAUGGCCACCUGUCUAGCUGUCAAGGGCAUCACGGCCCUCAACCGUGCCGCCAGGAGCAACAACAUUGAGCUGGCCAGCGGCAUCACCUUCCAGAGAGAUCCCGCCAGUCCCGUGCAGCGCAGCGGCAAGGCCCUCAGCGAACAGGAUAUCUACGCGGAGCUGCCACAGAGCGCCGAGGACCGCAAUGGUCGCCUCGUCGAUCUGGCCAUCUCCAGCGCCACCGAGUUCCUGUCCACCCACAACUUGGAGUUCAAGCUGCCCACGGAGACCACACAGCAGGUGGCACGCGCUCUCGAUGAAGGUCGCGGCAAGAUCAAGAAGAUGAUUGGUCCCCUGGCUCUGGCUAUUGGCGCCAAGCUGUUCGCCGUCAUUCCAUUGGUGUUGGGCUUCCUCGCUCUGCUGACCUUCAAGGCUGUGAUCGUGGCCAAGAUUGCCUUCUUCCUGGCCAUCCUCGUCGGCGGCUCCCGUCUGCUGGGCGGCUUUGGCAACAAGUUCGGCGGCAGCUCCUUCGGCGGUGGCUACAACUCGAACGCCUGGUCUGCCCCGGCCAGUGCUGGCUGGAGCUCGGGCGCCUCCUCCUCGUAUCCCUAUGCGCGCAGCAUCAGCGAGGAGCAGGUCGAUGCCCAGCAGCUGGCAUACGCCGGCCAGCAGCGGUAGGAAGGAGAGUCAGGAGCGUCAGAAGAGUAGCCGUGGUGCCACGAAUGUGCCUUUGUUUCCCCCUAGCAUGUAGUAAUUUAUUCAAAGAGUAAUUAACUAAUUUAUUGUACCACAAGAGACAGUCGAACACACACAGCAAGAGAAAUAGUCAUUAUGAAUGUUUGAAUAAAACUAAAAGUAUUUCCUCAA